CUAGAUCUAGUCUAAACCACCACAACUUUGAUAAAUAUUGUUGUCGUGCAUAAAAUUUCCAAGUGUUCCUACCAUUUUCUAGAAAACAUCUACAAGUCAUCAUUCCCAUAAUCAAACUCUCAUUGUUGCAUUAUUCUAAACCAUUUUUCACCAUCCAUCCUAAAAUGAUCAGUCCUCUUAUCUGUGGCAGUUUUCAAGAUCAACAAGAUGAAGAUUUAGAGCUUUUAAGGUCAUGCACGAGUCCGAAAUCUCGAAAACCUGCCAAAUGGCAUAGCUUUGGUGGGAAAUCAAGUAAAGGUAACAGGAACCCUUAUGCAGACCGGGGGCUUGAAAAAUUUUCUGCACUUCUGGCUGAGCUUGAUUCGAAGAGACAGAAGAUUUAUACGCAGAAGGGCUCAGAGGAUAUUUCUCUUCUCGGAUUCGUCUACUCAAAGUCCGAUGAUUAUAAGCCUAUUGUUGUCAGAUUGAAGAACAAGAAACAGCCUAACAUAAGUAGUGAAAAAGACAAGCCUAAAAGUACUGAUAAUAUUAGUACUUCUGAGAUCGAGCCGGCUAAUGUUGCUAAGGUUGAUCAGGGCAGAGCAAUGUCUCAAAUCGUAUCGAAUACAAAGAUUUCUCCUAGGAAGAUCACCUCCGAUUUUCUUAAGAAAAUGAUGUUAAAGCAUUUGAGGCGGCCUGCAUAUUAUGUUCCUAUGGUUACAAUCUUUAUAUUAAUUUUUUUGAUAUUAUUUGGAAGGUCUUUCGCCAUAUUGUGCACAACUCUCUGCUGGUACUUCGUGCCAAUGAUCCAGAGCCUCGAUUACAAGAAGACCAAGACUAUCAAGACAAAGGCCAUGAAGAAAGAUUAUGCCAAGGCCUUGAGCUAUAGUGGCAACUUGGCCACAACUAGUGAUCAUGAAAUAUCAAAUUUAAAGAAGUCUAAGGUGAUGAAGAAAGCUAUGAGUUACAAUAAUAAGUUUGUGAAGACCGGGAUCAGUGAUCAUGGAUUAUCUUCUCCGCGGAGUGUGCUUAAUGGAAUCAAGACGCCUCCAACACCAGCUUCCCCACCACAGCAAGAUCAUCGGAGGAGUUUUCCAAGAUAAAACGUUUAAUUAAGCUUGAUUAUCUGGCUUUUGCUUGAGUUUUGAUCCUUAAAUACUUUUUUUUUGUUUAAGUGUCUGAGUUUUGGUGAUUUUGAUCAUAUGUAAAUAUUGAAGUUCAUGAUUUGAACCAUGAGCUCUAUGUAUCAUCAUUGUAAAUUACUGUAAGUUUCAACAUUAAUGUUUAUGAUGUUUACAUAUUAUAA
This is a messenger RNA of Daucus carota subsp. sativus, 1285 nucleotides long. RefSeq lists its product as uncharacterized. NCBI's taxonomy places the organism in Eukaryota, Viridiplantae, Streptophyta, Magnoliopsida, Apiales, Apiaceae. The transcript has a single exon. The record is from RefSeq and is a predicted model, not a curated record. The coding region runs from base 165 to 1082 and encodes 305 amino acids.